UUUCCGUUGCUUCGUCCAUUUUUCACGAUCCGCACAUGGUGCUGCACCGGCCGGACGCCGCCAGCCUCUUAAUUUUUGGGAUUUCAGCCCCGUUGUAGCGAGGAAAACCCGUCGCGCAGUCCUGUUAAAUGCAAGAUACGGUGGAUAUGGUGGACGACCCCGAGUAUGAAGAGGAGGAGCCCUCCUUCAGCGACCCCGAGGACUACGAGGACGAUGUCGAUGACGAGGAGCUUCUGGGUGACAUCCUGAGGGAGAAGCCCCAGGAGGCUGACGGCAUAGACUCGGUGGUGGUGGUGGACAACGUGCCUCAGGUGGGGCCAGAGCGUUUGGAAAAGCUCAAGAAUGUCAUACACAAGAUCUUCUCCAAGUUUGGCAAGAUCACGACCGAGUUUUACCCAGAGGCCGAAGGCUUGACCAAAGGGUACAUCUUCCUGGAGUAUGCUGCUCCUACCCAGGCCCUGGAGGCGGUGAAGAACGCAGAUGGAUACAAACUCGACAAACAGCAUACGUUCAGGGUCAACCUCUUCACAGACUUUGACAAGUACAUGAACAUCAGUGAUGAGUGGGAAACUCCAGAGAAGCAGCCGUUCAAAGACUUUGGAAAUAUGCGUCAUUGGAUCGAGGACCCAGAUUGCCGUGACCAGUACAGUGUGAUCUAUGAAGCUGGAGAGAGGACCGCCAUUUUCGCCAAUGAUGCUAAAGAGCCCAUCGUAGCUGAAGAGAGAGCACGCUGGACAGAGACGUACGUCCGCUGGUCUCCUAAAGGCACCUACCUGGCCACCUUCCACCAGCGCGGCAUCGCUCUGUGGGGCGGAGAGAAGUUCAAGCAGAUUCAGAGGUUCAGCCACCAGGGCGUGUCUCUCAUCGACUUCUCACCGUGUGAGAGGUACGUGGUGACGUUCAGUCCCCUGAUGGACACCAAAGAGGACCCACAGGCCAUCAUCAUCUGGGACAUUCUGACCGGACAGAAGAAGAGAGGCUUCCACUGCGAGAGCUCUGCACACUGGCCCAUAUUUAAGUGGAGCCAUGACGGGAAGUUCUUUGCCAGGAUGACCCCAGACACACUGAGCAUCUACGAAACUCCCUCUAUGGGCUUGCUGGACAAGAAGAGUCUCAAGAUCACUGGGAUCAAGGACUUCUCCUGGUCUCCCGGCGACAACAUCUUAGCGUUCUGGGUCCCCGAGGACAAAGACAUCCCGGCCAGAGUGACUCUGAUGCAGCUGCCUUCCCGCCAGGAGAUCCGCGUCCGCAAUCUCUUCAACGUCGUCGACUGCAAACUGCACUGGCAGAGAAACGGAGAUUACCUGUGUGUGAAAGUGGACAGGACUCCCAAAGGGACACAGGGUGUCGUUACCAACUUUGAGAUCUUCCGCAUGAGAGAGAAGCAGGUUCCUGUUGAUGUGGUGGAGAUGAAGGAAAGCAUCAUAGCGUUUGCGUGGGAGCCUAACGGCAGCAAGUUCGCUGUUCUCCACGGGGAGUCUCCGAGAAUCAACGUCUCCUUCUAUCACGUCAAAAACAACGGGAAGAUCGAGCUCAUAAAGAUGUUCGACAAGCAGCAGGCCAACAGCAUCUUCUGGAGCCCCCAGGGACAGUUCAUGGUGCUGGCCGGACUCAGGAGUAUGAACGGAGCUCUCGCCUUUGUGGACACGUCAGACUGCACCAUGAUGAACAUAGCAGAGCACUACAUGGCCUCUGAUGUGGAGUGGGACCCGACCGGACGCUACGUCGUCACCUCCGUGUCUUGGUGGAGCCACAAGGUGGACAACGCGUACUGGCUGUGGACUUUCCAGGGCCGUCUCCUCCAGAAGAACAACAAGGACCGCUUCUGUCAGCUGCUCUGGAGACCCAGACCUCCCACUCUGCUGAGCUCAGACCAGAUCAAGAUGAUCAAGAAGGAUCUCAAGAAAUACUCAAAGAUCUUUGAGCAGAAGGAUCGUCUGAGCCAGUCAAAGGCUUCUAAGGAACUGGUGGACAAGCGCAGGGCCAUGAUGGACGAUUACCGUCGCUACCGGGAGACGGCGCAGCAGAUCUAUCUGGAACAGAAGAACCUCCGCCUCGAGCUUAGAGGAGGAGUGGACACUGACGAGCUGGACAGCAACGUGGACGACUGGGAGGAGGAGACCAUUGAGUUUUUUAUCAACGAAGAAAUCAUUCCUCUUGGAGAUCUGUAGUCCCCUACGCAGUCCAUCCGUUUUUGUGUGGAAGGAGGAGAGAGGAGCUACGUCACUGAUCGGAGGACGACGACCACGCUGUGAAUCUUGGGCUCAUCUUGAGCCUCGAAAUUCAACUUUAGUGACUUCAUCAAAGCACGCCUUGUGGAUCAGCACCCACACUGAGGGACUCUGUCUCUCACCAACAUCUGCCCCGUUUUUUCUUUUUUUUUUUCUUCUUUUUUUCUCUGUGGAACUUGACAUUUACUAAAACUGCCUCCCCUUUUCUAUUCAGUAGUCACUCUUUAAUCGGGACCCCGGCUCCUUAUUGGACUUUAUUCCUCUCGGGGUCGUCUCUGAACUAGCCUAACCAUGCUAGUGUGUUACUACAGCGCAGCACAGAGUGCCAUACCGGUGGGGGGCGGAGGUGUUGUGACUAAACAAGUAGCCUUGUUAAUAAAUGUGCUGAUGUGGCGCUAUAGUGGCCUGUAUCCUCCUCCGUUCAGACUAGGCUUUCACACAGGGAGGGGGCGCGCAGUGGGAAUAAGUUUAAAUAAACAUUCAAACACCUGG
Molecule: messenger RNA, 2723 nt
Organism: Mugil cephalus (flathead mullet)
Lineage: Eukaryota; Metazoa; Chordata; Actinopteri; Mugiliformes; Mugilidae
Gene: eif3ba
Product: eukaryotic translation initiation factor 3, subunit Ba
Exons: 19
Coding region: 129-2171 (680 amino acids)
Biological process (GO): translational initiation
Cellular component (GO): eukaryotic translation initiation factor 3 complex
Molecular function (GO): translation initiation factor activity; RNA binding; translation initiation factor binding
Source: RefSeq, a predicted model, not a curated record